AUGUGGAGGAUGAUCAAGCUGAUGCACACUGAGAACUACUAUUCUGUCAAGUUGAACGGGGAGAAGUCAAAAGAGUUCGUAACCACACGCGGAGUUAACCAAGGAGGCGUGUUAUCACUCACGUGCUACCUCCUCUCAACUAACGAUGUGCACGAGUUAUUACAAGCCCAGGGUGGAGGGGCAUCGGAACAUGGACUGAGUGAGUAUCUUGAGCAGUUCGGAGUAACCCUGGAGUUCCCAGCAAACCGGUGGAAGCACAUUGUGAAAGCAGCUGUGGGGGAAAAAGAGGAAGAAAAGUGGGACGACAAAAUAAGUGGAAAUGACCUAGUAAAGCACAUGUUGACAGAAUGCAGAACAUUCCAGACGGUGAGGGAAGAAGUGACUGACCACCUUACUGACUUCCUUGGAAUCAGAGUAGCAGUGGAAGUGCACCAGCAGGGAGACGAGAGACUGACUGGAGUUCUCCUUGGUGCACAUAUAGGAGAAGAGAACAUUGAGACAGAACACUGGGAGGAGUUUAUCCUGCUUGUGUCCUUCCCGCAGCAAGGCGUGUUCUCCACGGGGAGGGAGGAGUUCGUGGUGGAGCCCGUGCGGAACGGGACGGACCGGCCGCCGCCUGCGGGACACCCCCACCUGGUGUACCGCCGCUCCGCCCUCAGGCACCGCGGUGACGACCCGCCCUGCGGAGUUCAAGAUCAUCAUCAACAUGCUUUUGGGUCUCCCACCGGCGAUGCUCACCAAUGGCAUGCCCACCCAGUGUCUCCCACAGAAGUUCCUCACCAAGAAUCUCACAGGGAAGUUCCAGAUCCAGGGUCUCACACCAGCAACCACAGCAGGCGGCACAGGAGGUCCAUCAGCAGAGACCACACAGUGGAGGUGCUGGUGGUGGCGGAUAAGAUGAUGGUGGGAUACCACAAGGCUAAGAACAUGGAGUCCUACCUGCUCACCAUCAUGAACAUUGUUGCUAAGCUGUACCGGGACGCCUCCAUCGGAAAUCUGAUCAACAUCGUGGUGACCAGACUCAUUCUCAUCACCGGAAACCAGCCAGAGCUGGAGAUCACGAACCACGCCGACAAGUCGCUGGACAGCUUCUGUAAGUGGCAGGAAACCAUCCGGCCCCGGCACGGCACAGAGGAUUAUGGGAUAGCGGACCACGAUAAUGCGGUGCUCAUGACCAGACUCGACAUCUGCACCAACAAGAAUGAGCCAUGUGGAACUCUCGGUCUGGCGCCGGUGAACGGGAUGUGUAAGGAGGCGAGAAGCUGCAACAUUAACGAGGACAUCGGGCUGGCAUCGGCCUUCACCAUCGCUCACGAGAUGGGACACAAUUUUGGCAUGCAGCAUGACGGGAUGGGUAACGAGUGCGGGCUGAACGGGGAGCCGGCGCGGAUCAUGGCGGCACAGCUGACACGCGACGCGCAACCCUUCUCCUGGUCCCGCUGCAGCAGGGAGUACAUCACCAACUUCUUAGAUAAGGGUCAGGGGCAGUGCCUAUUCAACGCUCCUCCCCGGCUGGACUUCAUCUUCGAGGAGGAGAUGGCAGGACAGAAGUACAGCGCGGACAAGCAGUGUGAGCUUCAGUACGGGUCCGAGUCUCGGCACUGUAACCUGGAGGACACAUGUCGGGAGUUGUGGUGUAUCAGUAAGCAGGGUCAGUGUGCGACAAACAGCAUUCCUGCGGCCGAGGGGACCAAUUGUGUCAUCGCAGGGGAACCUCAGGAGACCAACAGGGGGUGGUGUUACCAAGGCGACUGCGUGCCGUUCGGACACCGCCCGGAGGCGGUGGAUGGCGGCUGGGGACCGUGGUCGGACUGGAGCGCGUGCACGCGGACGUGCGGGAUCGGGGUCUCGUUCUCGGAACGGCACUGCAACGAGACUGCGUGA
Molecule: messenger RNA, 1884 nt
Organism: Branchiostoma floridae (Florida lancelet)
Lineage: Eukaryota; Metazoa; Chordata; Leptocardii; Amphioxiformes; Branchiostomatidae
Product: A disintegrin and metalloproteinase with thrombospondin motifs 6-like
Exons: 13
Coding region: 1-1884 (627 amino acids)
Biological process (GO): proteolysis; extracellular matrix organization
Cellular component (GO): extracellular matrix
Molecular function (GO): metalloendopeptidase activity
Source: RefSeq, a predicted model, not a curated record